UCACUACCACUAAGCAAUUUGCAUUCGGUGGACCAGCCCUCCAUUCCUCCUGGCUCCUGCUGCCCUCAGGGCAUUGCAUUUCUGGACGUUUUUAGAUGCCUUUGGAACAUAGCUGUCUGCUUUCAACAAGAACUCUACCCAAAAGAGGAAGCAGCGCAGAGGAGAACGUCUGCUUUGUUUGCAGGAAAGUGGCCGAGCUACAAGCAAUUCUCUAGGCGUCUGAGGAAUUGUGCAGCUUCUAGAUUUCAUGCGGCUGCCGACAGGGAGGGGCAAAUAAGGAUCUUUGUGCUUUCCUCACCAUGGAUAAUCUGAUGCCUCAGUCGAGAUCCUCUUAUUUCAAAAAAUAUCCUCUCCACGCAAUUAGAAAAUAUUUAUCGAUGCUGGGAAACCAAAAAGCCGAAGAACAGGUUGCACGUUUUCAAAAACUUCCUAAUACUGAAAAUGAGACAAUGAUUCCUGUAUUGACAUCAAAAAAAGCAAGUGAAUUACCAGUCAGUGAAGUUGCAGGCAUUCUCCAAGCUGAUCUUCAGAAUGGUUUAAACAAAUGUGAAGUAAGUCACAGAAGAGCCUUCCAUGGCUGGAAUGAGUUUGAUAUCAGUGAAGAUGAGCCAUUAUGGAAGAAGUAUAUUUCUCAGUUUAAAAAUCCCCUUAUUAUGCUGCUUCUGGCUUCUGCAGUCAUCAGUGUUUUAAUGCAUCAGUUUGAUGACGCUGUCAGUAUCACUGUGGCAAUACUCAUCGUUGUUACUGUGGCUUUUGUUCAGGAAUAUCGUUCAGAAAAAUCUCUUGAAGAACUAAGUAAACUUAUGCCACCAGAAUGCCAUUGUGUGCGUGAAGGAAAAUUGGAACAUACGCUUGCACGAGACUUGGUUCCAGGUGAUACAGUUUGCCUUUCUGUUGGGGACAGAGUUCCUGCUGACUUGCGCUUAUUUGAGGCUGUGGACCUUUCCAUUGAUGAGUCCAGCUUAACAGGAGAAACAACACCGUGUUCUAAGGUGACAGCUCCUCAGCCAGCUGCAACUAAUGGAGAUCUUGCCUCAAGAAGUAACAUUGCCUUCAUGGGAACAUUGGUCAGAUGUGGCAAAGCAAAAGGUAUUGUCAUUGGAACAGGAGAAAAUUCUGAAUUUGGAGAAGUUUUUAAAAUGAUGCAAGCAGAAGAAGCACCAAAAACCCCUCUGCAGAAGAGCAUGGACCUCUUAGGAAAACAACUUUCCUUUUACUCCUUUGGUAUAAUAGGUGUCAUCAUGUUGGUUGGCUGGUUACUAGGAAAAGAUAUCCUGGAAAUGUUUACUAUUAGUGUAAGUUUGGCUGUAGCAGCAAUUCCUGAAGGACUUCCCAUUGUGGUCACAGUUACCUUAGCCCUUGGUGUAAUGAGAAUGGUGAAGAAAAGGGCCAUUGUGAAAAAACUACCUAUUGUUGAAACUCUGGGCUGCUGUAAUGUGAUUUGUUCAGAUAAAACUGGAACCCUGACGAAGAACGAAAUGACUGUUACCCACAUAUUUACUUCCGAUGGCUUGCGGGCUGAGGUCACUGGAGUUGGCUACAACCCAUUUGGGGAAGUGAUUGUUGAUGGUGAUGUUGUUCAUGGAUUCUAUAACCCAUCUGUUAGCAGAAUAGUCGAGGCGGGCUGUGUGUGCAAUGAUGCUGUAAUUAGAAACAACACUCUCAUGGGGAAGCCAACAGAAGGAGCCUUAAUUGCUCUUGCAAUGAAGAUGGGUCUUGAUGGCCUUCAACAGGACUAUAUCAGAAAAGCCGAAUACCCGUUUAGCUCUGAGCAGAAGUGGAUGGCUGUUAAGUGUGUGCACCGUACACAGCAGGACAGACCAGAGAUUUGUUUUAUGAAGGGUGCUUAUGAACAGGUGAUUAAGUAUUGCACUACUUACCACAACAAGGGGCAGACCUUGACGCUCACACAGCAGCAGAGAGAUCUCUACCAACAAGAGAAGGCACAGAUGGGCUCCGCAGGCCUCAGAGUUCUUGCUUUGGCUUCUGGUCCUGAAUUGGGACAGCUGACGUUUCUUGGCCUGGUGGGAAUCAUUGAUCCUCCUAGAACUGGUGUGAAAGAAGCGGUUACAACACUUAUUGCCUCGGGAGUGUCAAUAAAAAUGAUUACUGGAGACUCACAGGAGACUGCAGUUGCAAUUGCUAGUCGUCUGGGAUUGUAUUCCAAAACCUCCCAGUCGGUCUCAGGAGAAGAAAUAGAUGCAAUGGAUGUCCAGCAGCUCUCACAGAUAUUACCAAAGGUUGCGGUAUUUUACAGAGCUAGUCCAAGACACAAGAUGAAAAUUAUUAAGUCUCUCCAGAAGAACGGGUCAGUCGUGGCCAUGACUGGAGAUGGAGUAAAUGAUGCAGUUGCUCUGAAGGCUGCAGACAUUGGAGUUGCGAUGGGUCAGACUGGCACAGAUGUUUGCAAAGAGGCAGCAGACAUGAUCCUGGUGGAUGACGAUUUCCAGACUAUCAUGUCUGCAAUUGAAGAGGGUAAAGGGAUUUAUAAUAACAUUAAAAAUUUUGUUAGAUUCCAGCUGAGCACGAGUAUAGCAGCAUUAACUUUAAUCUCAUUGGCCACAUUAAUGAACUUUCCCAAUCCUCUCAAUGCCAUGCAGAUUCUGUGGAUCAAUAUUAUAAUGGAUGGACCUCCAGCUCAGAGCCUUGGAGUAGAACCAGUGGAUAAAGAUGUCAUCCGUAAACCUCCACGCAACUGGAAGGACAGCAUCUUGACCAAAAACCUGAUCCUUAAAAUACUUGUUUCCUCAAUAAUCAUUGUUUGCGGGACUUUGUUUGUCUUCUGGCGGGAGCUGCGAGACAAUGUGAUAACACCUCGGGACACAACAAUGACCUUCACAUGCUUUGUGUUUUUUGAUAUGUUCAAUGCACUGAGUUCCAGAUCCCAGACCAAAUCUGUGUUUGAGAUCGGACUCUGCAGUAAUAAAAUGUUUUGCUAUGCAGUUCUUGGAUCCAUCAUGGGACAGUUAUUAGUUAUUUACUUUCCUCCACUUCAGAAAGUUUUUCAGACCGAGAGCCUAAGUAUACUGGAUUUGCUGUUUCUUCUGGGUCUCACUUCAUCAGUGUGCAUAGUGGCAGAGAUUAUAAAGAAGGUUGAAAGGAGCCGGGAGAAGAUCCAGAAGCCUGUUAGUUCAACAUCCUCGUCUUUUCUUGAAGUAUGAUGCAUAUUGCAUUCUUUAAUUUGCAAACUAGGAAUUGCAGCCUAAGGAUCAUUUAGAAGGGCAAGUUCAAGAGAAAAAUGAAGAUCUGAGAACGUUUGAAGUUUUCAUUGACUGAAAAUGAGUGUGAAAUACUUGAUUUGAGACUUUAAUCUGCUGGCAGUCCCAAAUGAAAUUAUGCAACUUUGAUAACAUAUUCCUUGAUUUAAAUUGGCUUUUGUGAUUGAGUGGAACUUUAUAAAAUGUAUGAGCAGUUAUUUAAUUAAAAAAAAAAAGGUAAAACCUGAACCACCUUCUGCACUUAAAGAGGUCUAACAGUUCAGUACACUAUCUAUCUUAGAUAGAUAAUAAUUUUUUUUAAUUUUUAAAUAUUGUACUAUUUAUGGUUAUGGUGGUGGGGCUUUUUUCUAAUAACACAAAUAAAUUUAAUCAUUUCAAAGGCAUUCUAUUUGGUUUAGAAGUUGAUUCCCAGGAGUGCCAUAUUUCAGCUAUUGUAUUUCCUUUUCUCUGAAAUGUAAGCAGCUCAGCUACCUUGUGUUACCAUUUUUGUAUCUGAAGUUUUUUGCACAGGAUGUGACCACUGUCAGAUCACUAUUCUUUUCUUUCUUUUUGUGAUUGAAAAGCCUAUACUGCGAUUUGAAGUAAAUGUUUGCUUUUCUUAGUAA
Molecule: messenger RNA, 3823 nt
Organism: Phacochoerus africanus (Common warthog)
Lineage: Eukaryota; Metazoa; Chordata; Mammalia; Artiodactyla; Suidae
Gene: ATP2C1
Product: ATPase secretory pathway Ca2+ transporting 1
Exons: 27
Coding region: 300-3161 (953 amino acids)
Biological process (GO): intracellular calcium ion homeostasis; manganese ion transport; calcium ion transmembrane transport
Cellular component (GO): Golgi membrane; plasma membrane; endoplasmic reticulum
Molecular function (GO): ATP hydrolysis activity; ATP binding; P-type calcium transporter activity
Source: RefSeq, a predicted model, not a curated record